GUGAAAGAGAAAGUAAAUAGGAUGUAAGGCCAAGACAAGGCUGACACCUAAGAAAAAUCGAGAGACGAUGACACACAUGGAAAGGAACAAAAAUGAGGCUAUGCACAACGGGGCCCGUGAGCACAGGUUCGACGUUUUUUCUGCAACCCUCUCCUCGGUCAACUUUGCUCUCACAAGUCUCCAGGUGCCUCCAAAGGCUGUUUCUCUAUGGAGUCGUUUAAGCGCCGAUGGCCUUCGAGUACCGAGGAGGACGGUGACAACAAGCGACUCUGCCGUGGCCUGAUGGAUGGCCCAGCCGAUACAGAUGCAGUAUUCAAUUACAUCCCCGAGGGGCAGGCUCAGAGCUAUCCUCAAUUGUGCGGCCUACUCAACGAUCAGCAAUUCGCCGUCGAGGAGGAAUAUUUUCGUGGAACAACGAGCGCUGAUAAUAUGGAUCAGUACUUCUAUCCAGGAGACGGCGCAUAUGCGCUACCUGAAAUUUCAUCCUUCGGAGAUAUAUCCAUGCUUGACUAUAAUUCUAUGGAUUUCGCGUUUGGCCUCCCUGAGUGGUCCAGUUAUGACAAUAGCAAUGAUGUGUUUGAUUCAACGCAUCAGCUAUGUUGGAAUCAACCAGAAAUAGAACUUGGGAACGACAUCACUGAUCUGAGUAGCCUCAACGUCGGACCUGUCGAGCAAACGACCCCUAGUUUACUGGAGGUGCCGACGAUAUCCCCUUCCCCGAUAAGCACGAGGAUAGCCACGCCUGGCUCAAUAAGCGAAGUGCCCGGGUACAGAUGCUCCACGAUAACCGCAAGCUCGGACACGCUUCGACCGUUGCCGGCACAUGAAAGCCUUGGAGCGGAGACCUCAACAUCAGACAAGAUGCCGGAGAUGGUGGAUGAGUCCAUAUCGCGGGAUGAGGACGCGGUAAUGGAGAAUGGUGUUGAGCACGCAGCGGAGGGCGCACAAUUUAAUACCUGCUUCGGAGAGGUGAGGAGUCCUUGUACUCGAGAGAUACAAGCUAAGAAAGCCAGGUUAUGGUGGGGGUAAUCUCGUCCAUCGAUUGGAAGGGAGAGACCACGCCCAAGCGAGUCAGUAUAGAGCCUUUUGGCAACGUACUAAAACU
Molecule: messenger RNA, 1105 nt
Organism: Aspergillus versicolor CBS 583.65
Lineage: Eukaryota; Fungi; Ascomycota; Eurotiomycetes; Eurotiales; Aspergillaceae
Exons: 2
Coding region: 208-1029 (273 amino acids)
Source: RefSeq, a predicted model, not a curated record